Molecule: messenger RNA, 7202 nt
Organism: Phlebotomus papatasi
Lineage: Eukaryota; Metazoa; Arthropoda; Insecta; Diptera; Psychodidae
Exons: 13
Coding region: 829-5385 (1518 amino acids)
Biological process (GO): positive regulation of hippo signaling
Cellular component (GO): cytoskeleton; cytoplasmic side of apical plasma membrane
Molecular function (GO): protein binding
Source: RefSeq, a predicted model, not a curated record
ACCAGCGAAAAGGGAUGUGAAUGUGAAGCAAUGCUCUAGGGGGAAAAAUGAGAAAAAUACCCACAAAUGGAGGGGUGUGACAAAUGUGUGAAAAAUUUCGUGACAAGUACAUACAAUUUAUGGCAUCUUGAUGCAUUAGGAAUUGAUAUUUAAUGCAUGGUGAUUAGGGGAUGGUGGUAGAGUGUAUUCAACAAAAGUUAACAAUUUUGCAAGUGCCCAAAACACUAAAAUUUUUAAGAGGUUAAUCAAAAAGAGGCUAAGAGUGAUGAUGUAUUAGAAAUUUAUUAAGAAUAUAUAUAUAUAUAGCUUCGCAAAAAGGAAAAUGUGAAAGUGAGAGGACAAAAGAUAAAACGAAAAAAAAGUUGUGGGACUAUUGUCUUUAAAUGUGAAUCAAGAAAGGAAUAUGCAGCUGAUGACAUUCAACUCCUUACUAAUGUUUGAUAUCGUGUUUGUGUUUUUUCUGUUUUUGGUGGGAGUUACGUGCCUAGUGUACUAUUUGCCACCCACCCGUCGACAUCGACGGUCAGAAAUGUACCAACAGCAGUUGUAUUAUAAGAAUUUUGCCGCAAAUGUACAUAUAACGGAAAAUCGUACAGUACUUGAUGUUGAUGGUGAAAUGUGUGAAAAAUUGCCCAAGCAGCAUAAUCAUGAUGAUAAGGGUGAAAGACCUGUGGUGGUGGAUAUAGAGGGAGGACAAUCAUCAAGCGCAAAAACCAUAUCAAAUAACAUUGUAAAAAGUCGACCGACCAAGUGUUGCUACGUCAAAGCCAAAGGAUGUGAUGUUAUUAAGGAAUGUACAGGACCUGUUGAUGACGUAUAGAAUUUGGGAUGUAUACAGGAGUGAAAAAUUAUACGUCAACUCUACCGAGAAGUUGCCGGUCGAAGGGUGAUUGCGAAGGUCGUAAGAACGCAGAGUUUGCCAUAAGUCAUGAAAGGAAUGACAUGAUUCGACCCACCUACGGUGCCUAUGCAUGUAACACACUACCGAGGGGGCCUUAUCUUCAAUACAAAUUUAACGAUCAACAUAACGACAAUAAUAUGCGCAAAAGUCAGCAAAUUGAAGAAUUGAGGAGGGAAUUUUUGAAUCUUCCACGUGCAAAAUUGACCAAUCACGAUGAAGGUCGAUUCAGGACACAAACAUUGGAACGCUACGGCAGAAGAGGCGAUCAAGCAAAACAAGAUCAAAGUUUGAAGGACUCUGGUAGUCAUCAGAAUUUGCGUUCAUUGCCAACCAAUAAAAAACCUCCAGUGAAUUAUCAGACACUUCCGAAAGCAUUUACAUCAACAGGAUAUCAAUCCAACCAUGUUGCCAGCAAUAGAGUUGAAAUGGCAAAUGUGCACCAAAUUCAUGUUCUGCAGCGAAAAUCAGCUUCAAGUCACAAUCAAUUGCAUCAGGAUAUGAAUUAUGAAAUAUCGAAUUUCCCUUUUUCAUCCCAUCACCAUGUUCCAACGACUGACACAACAUCAAACGCGUUAAAGUGCCAAACAGCUGAAGGCCAUCAUAUCAAGGGAUCCGGUUCCAUUUCACCCGGAUGUCCAUUGAGCGUCUCAUCGGCAAAUCAAUUAAAUUAUGUGACACUGGACGAUGCAUUGACUGUGAGACCUAAUGGAUUCACCGCAUCGGAAGGCUGGGCAUUAUUGUGCCAGACAGUUCAGGCACUUCAGGACCUAUUUCUAGCAGAUACGCCAUCAACAUCGAGGAUCCUUCCUCUGGUUACACCCACCAGUUUGCAAAUCACUUCACGUGGACGUGUGGCAUUCAAUAUUGUACCCGCCGGCCAGACAAUUGCUCAUGAACUUGGACAGAUGGCUGGUGAUGCUGUGAAACACUUGGCACCGGAAUUCCUCAGUUCCAUGGGCAAAAAAAUCACGUUCUCCGAAUCGGAUAUUGAAAAGAUGUGGAUCUACUCCCUAGGAGUCACCUUGCACAAAACCCUGCCAAUUUCAUCGGCUUCGAGAAUGCUUGGGAUUGAAUGUGAUGAGAAGCUAACACCUCUCGAAGUGGCACUAUUUCAGAAUCAAAGUUCAUUGGCACCAUUAGAUUUUGUGAUACGGUCAAUGUGUAAUAGGAAUCUGCACAAUCGGAGUACACUCAUGUACUUACUUGAUGUUAUUUCAGAAUACUGCAAGAUUCAUCAUCAAGUGAAGCCAUUCUCGCAUACUGUUAUGGAGUUGUUUCAGCAGGUGAUUGAUCACAAAGAGCAGAAUGCUUUUAUUCGACCUAGAGAUGAAAUAAAAUCCCAGGAAGAGCACAGAAGCGAUACGGAUUCUGGAAGAAGUUCAGACCAUGGUGAAGUAUUUCGUGAUGGAUUGUGUGAGAAGAUGCAGAAGUUGGAGGUAAAGCGUGUAGCAGCAUUUCAGCAAAAUUCUGAAAAUUCAGCCAAAAAUACUGCGGUCAUUGGUCAAAGGGCACCAAAAUUCAAUGCAGAAGCAAAUUCGGGCACUCUCCAAGUAAUCCGGAGGAAACGAAAGAGGGAGACAUUGCGUCGGAAUACCAUUGAUAUUAAUCGAUUGGAAUUGCAGAAUGCCCGUGAAGAGUUGCUCAAUGCAUCAAAAUCUGCCACAUGUUUGCUGGAAUUGACCAACAGUGAGAGUUUCAAUAGGAAAUUGGAUGAAAUUGAUUUUACAAGUUGUGGUAUCUCACUGCCGGAUCUCCAUCGAGAAGGCCGAAUGGCAGCUCUGCCACCUCUCAAAGUGAGACGUCCAGUCGGAUGUAUGCGGACAGAAUCGAAGGAGGAUAUCCUGGGCAAGACCACAGGGUACAGUGAGAAGGGUCCUGAUUUCAUUGUAAAAUCCUUUGUUACUCCCAAGCAGAUUGAUAUUUCCGAUGCAAAAUGCCAGAAUCGUCGUUCCAUCAAUGUCUUGCUGCUAAAUGGCCAUAUAAUCCAUAUUGUAUGUAAUCCUGUGACAACAACAACAUAUGAUAUCUUCCAAGCUAUUAUGGAAUCGGAAAACUGCAUGGAAAAUUUCUUUCUCGGUAUUUGUGCACUAAUUGGCGGGGAUUUUGUCUUCCUACCGCUAGAUCUCAAAAUUUACAAGGUUGCACCUCAGGCUUGGAUUAACGUGCCAAAGAAGGGAAGUGUGAUAGAAAAUAUGACAUUUUCGCUUUUUGUCAGGAUAAAAUUCUACUUGCCCACACUGAGGGGCAUCAGCUCAUUGGAAUCCCGACACAUGCUGUACUUGCAACUGAGGAAAAGUAUCCUGGAGAGACAUAUCCUGUGUACAGAUGAUGAUUUAAUUACGCUUGGGGGGUUAGCACUACAAGCUGAAGCAGGUGACUUCAAAGAAAACAUGAAAUAUAUGGAAUAUUUUACAUUAUCACACUAUUUGCCUGAGGGAGUGUACCAGAAGAAUAGAGAAAUGGCACAAUAUUUGCGGAAUUCACAUUACCGUAAAAAGGGUCUUUUGCCACUUGAGGCUGAGCACAAUUUCAUACGCUAUGUGCAGGAACUGAAGGAGUACGGAUUGCAUCUUUACAGUGCAAUUUGGGUUGUUGAUGAGAAUACCAGCAUCAAUGUCUUUGUAGCAAUUUCGUUGAAAGGCAUUUGUCUGUUUCACCGAAAUCUAUCUCCAAACAUGAACCACUUGGAGAUAUAUACAGAAAAUUCCAAAAUGAUGUAUCAAAGGAAGUUAUAUGCAAAAUUUGAAUGGCUAGAAAUUGAGAAUUUGUGCUACUCCAAGCACAUUCUCUGUAUAGUUGUGCGAAAUUCUGAAAGUCUCAAAGCAAAGGACACUAAUAGAAUUAAGUAUAAGCUGAGGAUGGAUGGAAGAAAGAGUUACUUUGCUUUCUCCCUUGCCUCGGAUCAUCAUAAAUUCUACAUGACACUACGAAAUUCAUUUGCUUCACUCAAAAUGAUAUCAACUGGGUUAAAUGUUCCUUUGAGGGGUAAAUUGAAUCACACAGAUGAGUGUCAGGCUAUUCCGGAUUUUGUGCCAAAGAUUGAGAAACCAACGAAGCCUCAAGGGAAUCGUAUGAGAAAUUUGAAAAAGUCCAUGAUGAAUGACAACAAAUUGAUCAAAUUGCGCCAGAAGUUUCUCAAGAGAUCCAAAUCAUCUGUUGAGAUGACAUCAGUCGUUGAACAAUUUCGUCACACCCAAAUCUCACGCGAAGAAGUUCAGAACAAGGAAAAUGAAUGUCCUCCACUAUCCACAUCCACCAAUUCAUCCCCAAGAAGUGCAACUUGGAGUCGCAACAAAGUUAAAAUGGGCACAAGGGUGUUCUCCUCUCAAUUCCUCAACAAAUCCUUCGACAACAUUUGCGACAAUGUCGUCAAUUCAGCCCGUUCCGAAGGUAAUUACAGUCUUCUGGAACAGACUUUUGCUCCAAUAAGUGAAAAUUUGCUAGAGCACGAUUAUUCGGAUGGUGAUAAUUCACUAAAGAGCACCAGCCUCGGUUCCAUUCUCUAUGCCAUUGAAAAGCGACCGGAUUCGCCACCGGCAACCAGUGAAGCUUAUGUUAUACACUCAUCUAUAAGAAGUAUGCAAAAUAACUAUAGUUUGCCAAAUGAAAGUGUCUCAGACACUCUCAUGGAGAAAUUCAACAACAUGUCCUGUAGCACAACAGCAAAUGAUAGAAUUAUUGCUAAAAUUACAAUUGCAAAGGACAAAGUUUCCGACUCAAGGAAUGGUAGUUUCGAGCGAAUGAAGUUCUCCACUCUCAAUCCAAGUCGAUUGAGCAAGAAGCUGAUAAGAGUUAAGAACAAAUUGCUGUCGAGGAGUCAGGAAUCCAUUGCUGGAGAUGACAAAAAAUCAAAUGGUUAUACUCUCGGAAUUAGUAUAGUUCAAGGAUCAGAUAAUAAUGUUUAUGUGAAGGAUUUGGUGUCCAAUGGACCUGGGGCACGAAAUGGCAUUAAAAUUGGCGAUCAGAUUCUAGCUGUAGAUGGGAUAUCCUUGUUAAAUUUGCCAUAUGUGGAAUCACUAAAAUUGCUCCAGACAACCAAUAGUAAUGUUGAAUUAGUUGUAUCUCAGUUAUUGCAUACACCACAAGAGCCACAGAUGAAAUUGAAUUGCAAGGAUGAUUGUAUUGUGCCAAAGGAGCAAUUUGAGAGAAAGCCACACAAUAAUUUUGACUAUUUACGUGAAAUGAAAUACAAGGAAAUUGAUGAUAUACCAUCAAUUAAUUCACAGGAAGAGAAUAUUAAACGAGAACCAUUGAUUUCCAACAAUGGUGUAUUGUCCAAAAGUGCUCCUGAUUUACCAAAGAUUAUCGCCAUUAUACCGAAAGAGCCCAAAAUGAAAAUUAAUGUUCAUAGAAAAUUCUUUGGCCACCACAAAUUUCCUGUAACGCCGGCAAAGGAACUGAAAAGAACCACAAUUGCACCAGUCAAUCGACCUCAACCUCUUUCUCUGCCAAAUGAAAGCGCUGAAAAGCAAGUUUUCAUAUAAAGAUGUGCCAAAAUGGAUUUACUUCCACCACUAAAAGUGCCCCGGAUGAAGAGGAUCAAUAAAGAAUCUUUGAUGAAUUUGCGUGAGAGAGCCAAUUGCAAGCGUAUAUCUGACAGUAUUCUGAGCACAAUGGAAACUCUUCAUUUUCACAUCAAUCGUCAACAUCAUAGAGAAUAUUCAUCGACAAAUUCACAUAUUUCAACGAUUUCAUCUCUAAAAUUGGAUUCUGCGGUAUCAAAGCGCAAUCCGCAGAGUGAAAAUUACGGCUUGUAUGCGCUCAAGUGUGACCGAAGCAGAGCCUCUCAGAGAGGAAUUAUUUUGCAUAUUCCAACUAAGAGUGGUGCUGGCGGAAGUGGCAAAAAGACACCGGAUCCCAAGGAGAUGAUUCAUGAAAAAUUUGAACCAUGCCGACGUAGCAUUGAGUCAGUGGAUGUGCAAGAAUCUGGGGAAAUUGUGCAGAAAGAUGAUGAUGGGUGUGCUGGGAAGAUGGAGCUUACGAAAGCUGUUGUAGCCCCACCAAGACGUAAGCGCCAUGUGAAGAGUACCAAGAAGGAAAGAUUAUCGCACCAGCAGAAGACUUGCAGUGUUUCAAUUGACACCAUUGACACAGAAAGAAAGAGAAAUGUCCCAUUGAGAGCGGAAAUGGAAAGCAGUUUGCAGGAUAUAAAAUCGAAUUUAAUGGAAAAUAGAUUGAAAAUGGCAAGAGGUCGAAGUCAAAAGGAGAGCAUAGAUAUUUUCAAAUUGAACCACAGUGAUGCAUUUGACGAUUUUGAUACUAUUUUUGAGGUAGUGUCCCAUGAUAGAGCUUUACGGGAUACUCAAGUGAAGCCUCCUCUUAAGAUGAAAAAUGACACCAAAGUGAAAUUGAAAGAGAAUAGCAUUUCCGUGAGUGAAAAUAAUUCGCCUAAUGGAAAAAUUGGAGAGCACCUGAAGACAUUUCCAAAGACUGAAGGAUCCUCUGGGCCAAAAAUUAAGGUUCAACAAUGGCAAAUGAGUAAUCAUGUGCCUGAGUGCAAAAUUUCCAAGAGCAUAAAUGUCGAAAGGACGUCUCGUAUUGAGAGAAUCCAAUUUCACAAUGAAUUCAUUCCAAAUUCCUUCUCUGCAGAACCCUCCAUCAAAGGCAAUUCCCUCAAUUCAGCACCUUCCAAUUCAAUUGACUAUUACAUAAUGAAAUCAUCCGAAAAGAAAGUGACUUUGCCACCUGCCCAAGAAAUAGAGAGUGAGGCUAAUUUUAAGUACUUUGGUGAUGAAAAUAACCAAAUUUGGACAAUUUAACGUGUGCAUACCAAGAGUUAAAUCAAGAAAUGGAUAUUUCGAGGGACCCCUACAAAUAAUUUUAAACAAUUUUAAUUUAAUUUUUUUGCUUAAAUAGAGAGCAUUUAUUUUAAAUUUUUUUUUAGAACUUAUAAACCAGUUAUAGUGUUAUACUUUUAUCACGUAACAAAAUGUAUAGAUAGAGUGAAAAGAAAUUAUUUGUACUCAAAUAUUGCAAGAGUGUUAAAUAAAUAUAUACAGUAUCGUGAAUCAACAAUAACACAGUAAAUAAAGGAUUUAUAUAAUGUACAUUUUAAUAUUCAAACAAUACUCUUUUAUCAUUGUGUAUAUUCUCGAUUAAUGAGAAAUGAAAUUAAAUAUAAUCUCAAUAGUGGAUAGGAAAAAAAAAACAAUUGGUAAGGAUAUCGAUUAGUGUUGAAUAUUUCUAUUAAUGAUACAGUAACGUAUUAUAAUACUCUUGAAUAGUAAUAAAAGCAGUAAAUAAAUUAGUAAGGAGCUCUGUUUAGCACAUAACGGCAAUAAAAUGUAUUAUGGAAAUUUAA